UGCAUGUGUGACUAUUUGUGGACGGACACAGCUCACACGGGACAACUGUUUCUGAAGCUGAUAGAAUAAUGGAAAGAAAAAUAAUACACGGACCAGAGAAAACCUUUUCUUUAAAACCCCACCUGCUUUUCCUUUCUGGAUGUGUUCCCCAGAUAUGGCGUCUGCUGUCGGCGUGCUGACCGAGGAGCAGCUCCUUUGCCCCAUCUGUCUCGAUGUGUUCAACCAACCGGUCACCACUCCUUGUGGGCACAACUUCUGCAGGGACUGCAUACAAGGAUACUGGCAGAGUGCUAAUCUGUCACAGUGCCCCAUGUGCAAGCAGAAGUUCUCCCGGAAACCUGAGCUCAAAGUUAACACCUUCAUAUCCGAGGUGGCUUCGCAGUUCAAGAACUCGCUGGAGAGGAAAGACCACGUCGACGCCAGAACCGCGGACCCGUGUUCCACCAGCAAAGGAGAAGUCUCAUGCGACGUGUGCGUCGGAAAAGGAGUCAAGGCUCUUAAAUCCUGCCUGGACUGUUCGGCCUCCUUCUGCGAGACUCACCUGGAGCCCCAUCACGUUCUAGGCACCUUCAAGAAGCACCACCUGAUCAACCCCAUCAUGCACAUGCAAGACAGAGUGUGUAAGAAGCACGGCAAACUCAUCGAGCUGUUCUGUCACACCGACCAGACGUACGUGUGCCAGAUCUGUAUCAAGAGAGACCACAGCGCCCAUCGCACCGUGCCGAUGGAGGACGAGAGCGGCGACAGGAGAGCUCAGAUCGGAAGGAUCAACGCGCAAGUGGAAGAAAUGAUUCACGGCCGACUUGAGAAAAUCAUCGACGUCAAUCAAACCGUUCAGCUCAGCAGAGGGAACACCGAGCGGGAGAUCGAAGAGAGCAUGCAAGUCUUCAACAACCUGCUCCACUUGGUCCAGAGAGGUCAGGCCGAGGUGGUGGAGACGAUCGGUGCGAAGCAGAGGCGAGUCGAAGGCAGGGCCCGAGGACUCGUCGUGGAGCUGGAGCAGGAGAUCAGCGAGCUGAGGCGGAGGAACACGGAGCUGGAGCAGCUGUCGCGCACCAAAUACGACUUCUUUCUCGUCCACAGCUUUCCAGCUUUCUCGACGUUACCAGCCACCAAGGACUGGUCUGCUAUCCGCGUAGAGAGCGCCGUGUACGUGGGCACGGUCAGGAGGGCGGUCCGGAGAGUCGCGUGUCAGCUGGAGGAGACGGUGAAGGCCGAGGUGAAGAGGCUGUGCGAGACCGAAUUUCAGAGGGCUCAGCAAUGUCCUGUUGGCGUGACUCUGGACCCGGAUACAGCUCAUCCCAAACUGGUGCUGUCCGAAAACAAGAAGCACGUGUUUCACUGCGAUGUCGCGCUCAGCCUCCCGGACAACCCCGAGAGGUUUUACCCCGGUGUCAGCGUUUUGGGGAAGGAGGGUUUCUCCGCGGGCAGGUUGUACUACGAAGUCCAGGUGAAGGGAAAGACGGAGUGGGACGUUGGAGUUGGGCUUCAGUCCGUCAACAGGAAAGGAGGGAACAUACUCAACCCGGAGACGGGCUACUGGGCCCUGGGGAUGAGGAAGGACAAGAGCUACUGGGCCCUCAGCAGCACUCCGACCCGCGUGCCGUUGGUCGGGAGGCCUCAGAGAGUCGGCGUCUACGUGGACGUGGAGUGGGGGCAGGUUUCUUUCUACGACGCGGAGUCUGCUUCUCACAUCUACUCGUUUACCGGAUACUCAUUCAAUGAAAGACUUUUCCCCUACUUCAACCCUCGGCGUAAUCACGGCGGAGUCAACUCGGCUCCUCUGGUCAUCGUGCCUGUCAACGUCUGACAUCCGGCGCUUCAUCUCUUCAUUUUGAUUGAAUGCGUAACUGUUUUUUUUUUAGUUGGUGCUUUUCUUAUUUUUAGCAUUUCUCAUUUCUCAAAUGAAAGUUAGCAAAGGUGUGGUCGUCCGGCGUGUUCAGCGCUGCUCUGUUUGCCUGAAAUAAAGUAUGUUAAUUCA
Molecule: messenger RNA, 1981 nt
Organism: Pseudoliparis swirei
Lineage: Eukaryota; Metazoa; Chordata; Actinopteri; Perciformes; Liparidae
Product: E3 ubiquitin-protein ligase TRIM11-like
Exons: 1
Coding region: 140-1810 (556 amino acids)
Molecular function (GO): protein binding; zinc ion binding
Source: RefSeq, a predicted model, not a curated record